GCUCCGCGGAGCAGUCGCGAGUCGUCUGCCGUCGUGGGGACGUCAUCGAGGUUGUUGAAAUCGUGUGCGAAUUUGCUAAUCGCGCGCAAGUUGCAUCUGCCGGUUCGUGUAAAUCGACAGUGAUUCGGUAAGUCUCGCUCAAAGAGUUUUGCGUCGCGAAUCGCCGCGACGUUGGUCGAUCGCGGCUGCGAAUUCGACAGGGGAGUCUAGACGGGCGCGGGCAAAGAUGUGCGGCGGCUUUACGUGCUCCAAAAAUGCGCUGACGGCACUCAACAUCCUCUAUAUCGUUGUUGCCUUUAUAUUAAUAGGAGUUGCUGUGUAUGGGAGAGCAUCUGCUUUAAUUACAAAUCUCCCUAUUAUUGGGGGCAUCUUAGCAUGCGGAGUGAUCCUGUUUCUUAUUUCUAUAUUAGGCCUGAUUGGUGCGGUGAAGCAUCAUCAGGUUUUAUUGUUCUUUUACAUGCUUAUUUUAUUCCUCUUGUUUUUAAUUCAAUUCAGCAUUGCCUGUGCUUGUCUCGCUGUCAAUACUAAGCAGCAAGAGCAAUUAGCAGAACAGGGUUGGAAACAAGUUGAAAAUACUGAUUUGAGAGAAAAGGUUCAAGAUACUUUCAAAUGCUGUGGAUUUAAUAGCACCAUUGAUGACCAGUCAUCUCUAUCUUGCCAUGAAAAGGUGUGCUGUCAAUCAGCUGAUGUCAAUUUAAUGCCUUGUCCUCCUUGUCCGACAUGUAUGCAUAAAUUGCAAUCUACUAUUGAUUACGCCUUCAAACUGUGUGGCAGUAUAGGAUUAUUCUUUAGCUUUACAGAGGUGAUUGCAGCUUUCUUGGCAAAACGUUAUCGUAAUCAAUUAGAUCCAGAAGAAAAAGCUGCAAGAGCUGUUUUUCCAAGGCAAAAUUAUUUAUAUUAAUUCUUCGAUGAGAAUAUGUUUUCGAAAUCAAUAAGUUUUAUUUCUAUUUGUUUACUUCGUGUCUCGAAUAUGAAGAGGACAAAUGCGCGCACGUGCGCAAAGCUAAUUUUACUUUUUGAUUGCCCAAACAUUUACAAGGGCUUAAAUUGUUUUAUUUUUCAAUUCUGAAAAAAGGCUAUUAUUAUUAUACAUGCAUAACGCUCACAGUAACUGACACAUUUUCCAACUGGGCAAUCAUAAGUUUUAGAGUGAGUUAGAUAAAUAAUAUUUGAAAUGUGUGCUCUAGUCAUAUACUUAGAACACUCAGAACAAGCCUCAAUGCGCCUUGUAGUUUAGAGAGACGGGUAAAACUUUCACGUAAGUAUGUUUUUAUGUUUUGUUAUUUCGUUUGCAUUGUUUUACGAUAACCUCUGGAAACUAAAAACUUGGUCUGUUACAUGAUUGUCAUUUAUAAAUUCAACAAUUUGCACAUACCAUGAUAUUUAUUCCAUUAAAAAAAAAACUGAGAUGAUUUAUGAGUAGAAUAUAUAUAUAUACAUAUAUAUAUAUACAAUUACUUUUUUAUAUUUUUUUUUAUAGAAAAGUCUAAUGGUUGUUAUCGUAAUAACAGCAUUUACAAUCGUAUCAUACUCAUAUUUUUCUCUUGUGAAGAAGAUAACAUAAUAUAUACAUUAUAAUAUAUGUAUAAUUAUUUUACUAUCAUCAUCAAUUUAGAAAUUUAUGUCUUCUUGAGCAAAAGAAAUUCUGUCAUAUCGUCGUGUCAUUUUGAAUAUUUUUUAAAUAACUUUAUAAUAUUUUUAUGUCUAGAAAAAAGAUUAGGUUUUAUAUUUCAAAUUUUCUAUCUAUAUAUAAAACAUUCUUACGUUACAUAAGAAAUUGUAAUCAAAAUAAUGCAGAAAAGAACGUUCUCGUACAAACUUAUAUAUCCAAUUUGGAUGAAACUUGCGACUAUUAUAAAUACGAGUUUUUUAUUUCCUUACGUUUAUUUAAACAGAUGUAAGUAUCGUUUAAAGUAUUGGAUUUUACCGUGAAGAUUUAUUCUGUGCAAUAUUUCAAGUUUCAUCCAAAACUAUUCCAGUACGAGUGCUUUGCUUGAGAUUCUGCGCUUGAUUGUGCUCCAUAUAAUGAAAUUUAUUCGUAAAAAGCUGAAAUUAAAAUAUUCUAAAUAGCCUGAGGAAACGAUCUUUUGUUAUUUGUUAAUUAUGUUGGUUUCGUAUACAACUCGAGUUUUAAUUAUGAAGUUGUUCGAAAAGUUUGUAGCGUUUUCAAACAAACAUUAUCGUAGAUGGCAACAUGUCCGGGACAUGUACGAGACAUCAUGCAGAUAUUAAAAAUACCGAAGCAUCGUGUAUUAAAUUACGUGAAUCGGCACGAGUAAGUUUUAAAUUUCAUUAAAAAAAUGCUACGUACUUUUCGAACAGUCCAAUUAUAUUUGAGUAAAAGAAAAAUGACUUCUUUAAAAUUAAUAUCCUCCCAGGUCUUUUUUUGCGGAUAAUUCGCGCAAUAAAACCGUAAAGACCUUUACAAAGGAAAUAUAAAAUUAUUGUGCAUGAAAAAAUGUAUUGUACACACAUCACAUUCUAAAUACUAUCGAAAAUCUAUCAUAUUUUCAAUCUAGUUCUAUCACACGUAGGUGCAAUAAUGUUAAGUUUUAUUUUGAGAGGCUAUUUAAAUUCCAGUUAUCGUCUUCGAUGAAUGGCAGAUUGAAAAAAUCUUUUAUCACUAUAUUUUAUAAUGUUUAAUUAAGUUUUUUAGCAAUUAGAAUUAAAGGUACACAAGUGACGGAAAACGGAAAAAUGUUUUAUGGUUUUGUAAAUGAUUAGUUUUUAUUAUUUUGACAAACCGGUUGAUUUUUUUUUUUUUUUUUUUGUAAGGUUAAAGAGAGAUUUCGGAGAGUGCCAGUUAUUUUAUAAAUUAUAGAAAGUAUAACUUUAUGGAUAUAUCUUCCGCGGCGAGGCGGUGAAAAUAUCGAAUCUCGCGAACAUUCCAAUUUUUAUGCGUCUUUGCCUGGCUUUUGGUAGAAAAAAACGUGCACAUAUAUUUUACAUGUUUGUGAAACACAGAGCUCUCAAAAAGAGUGAGAAGCAAUCAUACGUAUAUUAUUAUAUACAGUAUGUAAUUCCUACAUACAUAUUUUUACUUAAAUACGUAUCAUAAUCGAUAUAUGUAUAUUCGUAUAAAUAGAUGAAAAACGAAAAAAGUCUCGCGACUAACGUGUAUCCUAAGAGCGCUGAGAACAAUCGAGAAAUUCGAUGAAUCUACAAUAUAAACUUAUAGAGUGAGUUGUGUGCUAACUAUA
Pseudomyrmex gracilis is the source of this 3200-nucleotide messenger RNA. It is a transcript of the gene Tsp97E, whose product is annotated as tetraspanin-13. Gene Ontology annotation, cellular component: membrane. The record is from RefSeq and is a predicted model, not a curated record. Bases 227 to 901 code for a protein of 224 amino acids. The transcript is spliced from 6 exons. Lineage: Eukaryota; Metazoa; Arthropoda; Insecta; Hymenoptera; Formicidae.